AUGAAGAAAUUGGUUGCUUGGGGCACUAGCACUUCCUCUCGUAUUUGGCAUCGGGACGUUUGUAGUUGGACAACAUUUGAAUUGAUGCACAGAAUACAAGGUCCUCAAGUAAUGAAGAGUUCUUUCUUUUCUCUAUUCAAAAAGAAAAAGAAGUCCAUAUCGGAGCCUUUGUUGAGCAGCGAACAGUUUGCUGACAAGUACAAAAUACAUAAUUUUGAAAUUAACGAUCCGUACUAUAAAUUACCGUUCAAUGAGGUAGCUCUUCAAGAUUACAUCCAUCAAGAAUCGGAAUAUUACGAUCAGUAUUUUACAGAGCAUAAAGCAGAGGUCAAACGCGUGAAAACACAGCUGAAGGAUAUGCAAAAAAAUUUUAAAUCUAGAAAUGUAUAUAGACACAGCGAUAAACUAUUGAUAUCAGAUGUUGAGACAGCUGGUGAAUGGAUAUUGAUAUCAUUCAAUUUUGAUGAAUAUGUUGCUCGAAUUCCUAAAAGCACUGUACCAGAGGAUUUAAUUUUUUCAGAGAGGUUUUACCAAGAUGUUUGUGAAACAUUUGAAAGACAGAACCUAUCAAAAACAUCAUUGCAUUCAAAAACUCUUUCAUCUACGAAUGUAAAUUUAGAAGUAAUAUACAACAAGCAUGGCUUUACGGUAGAAAUUGAAAAAUACGUGAAAAAGCAUGCUAAGAAAAUAUCUAAGGAUAGAAGCGUAUCAUACAAAAUUACGAAGGAAAAGUCUUCACACUGCCUCAAAUAUACUGCAACAGUUGUGGACAUUAACGAUCGAUUAUUUGUGUUCGUAAAAGGAGAGAAGCAGCUACUUCACGUCAUUGACGAUAUCCCGAAUGUUUCUAAUUUUGAAUUAAGUCCUGAGCCUAAUGGACUCGGUUUAUUAUUCACUACAACAGAUGAAAAGCACAGAACCAGCAAAAUUUUUCAUCGAUUUUAUAGAAAUUACUCGUUUGACUCUUUUGAAGAACAGUUAAUUCUUGAAGAGAAAGAUGACAGAUUUUUCAUUGACAUUGGGUGCACUAAAACAAAUAUAUUCAAAUAUAUUUCAAUUAAUAGCAAGAACACAACAGAGGUGCAUUUACUAGAGUCAGACGGAAAUGGAAAUUAUACUCGCACUUGCCUUCAUCGUAGGCAGAAUGGAAUUCAAUUUUUCUUUGAAUAUCACAAAGAAAGUGACUCUUUUUUCAUAAUUUCUAACUCUUCAGAAAAUACAGAUUUGGACAUUUACAGAGCUUCAGGAUCUGAUGUGAGAAGGGCUUCUUCCGAGGUAAUACCAAAAUCAUUGAUAUACCGUCAUAAGAUCGGUCAGUCCAUUCAUGAAAUUGAUAUCUUUUCAAAAUACCUCGUGGUCUACAUCAUAGAAAAUAGCUUAAUCAAGUUGUUGAAAUACGACAUUGCCAAUAACAAGUUCGAAUACCUUCCCAUGGUUCCAGACACUCAUUACAUUGAGCUUGGAGCAAAUUUAGAAUAUCAUGAAAAUAGAUACAGUGUGAAAUGUCACUCAUUGCUUCAGCAAGAUCCGAUCAAAGUGAGUUACAAUCUUGACACCAAUACUUUAGUGAAUAUUUUCAACUACUCGUGCAAGCAUGGUACCAACGACAUUUAUAACCCUAAUCUGGUGUGCGAAUGUACAGAGAUUGGUAAUAACAUUCCAAUCAAAAUACUCUAUGACAAGACGAAAAUCAAUUCUGAGAGCAAAUGUUUUGUGGUAGGCUAUGGAGCUUAUGGAACUCAUCUCAUGGAAGAUUUACAAGUUUCUAGUAACACAUUGUACUACUUCUAUCGUCAAUACUUUUUAGAAAGAGGAUACAUCUUUGUAUUUGCCCAUGUGAGAGGUGGUAGAGAAAAUGGUUUGACUUGGUAUCAACAAGGAAUUAAGGAACACAAGAUCAAUAGCAUGAUGGAUUUGAAGCAAGUGAUGGACUAUUUGGUGAAUGUGAGACACAUGCCUAGAAAUUAUGGAAUGUUUAUUGGGAGAGGAAUUAGUGCUGGAGGGUUGUUGAUGAUGUCCACACAUCUCAUGUUUGAACACGAACAAUUGUUUAAAUGCUUGGUGUUAAAGGUACCGUUUUUGGAUGUCCUUACCACCAUGAUGGAUGACUCACUCCCAUUGACAGAGCAUGAAUUUGAUGAAUAUGGGGAUCCAAAGAGCCAAGUUAACCUUGCGAGGAUCAUGAUGAAAUAUUCACCGUAUCAUCUUCUUAUGACGUCUUCGGUGAAGCACUUCCCUUCUCUACUGAUGACUGCGAGCCAUGAUGAUUUUCAAUGCCCCAUCUGGAAUGUUGCAAAAACAAUGGCCGUCAUUCGAAGUAAGGUAGCCGGGCAAGAACCCAAAACUCACCAUCACCUUGUUAAGGUUCACCAUUUGGGUCAUGCAGACGAAGUUUUCACAAGAACCAUGUUCGAUGAUGUAGCAAAGGAAAUUGUUUUCAUUGAAAAUGCAUUUAAACAAGAGUGA
Messenger RNA from Naegleria lovaniensis, 2466 nucleotides. RefSeq lists its product as uncharacterized. Gene Ontology annotation, biological process: proteolysis. The record is from RefSeq and is a predicted model, not a curated record. The coding region runs from base 1 to 2466 and encodes 821 amino acids. The transcript has a single exon. Lineage: Eukaryota; Heterolobosea; Eutetramitea; Acrasida; Naegleriidae. Gene Ontology annotation, molecular function: serine-type peptidase activity.